Molecule: messenger RNA, 1083 nt
Organism: Mobula hypostoma (lesser devil ray)
Lineage: Eukaryota; Metazoa; Chordata; Chondrichthyes; Myliobatiformes; Myliobatidae
Product: maternal B9.10 protein-like
Exons: 4
Coding region: 25-918 (297 amino acids)
Biological process (GO): negative regulation of cell population proliferation; negative regulation of mitotic cell cycle
Cellular component (GO): nucleus; cytoplasm
Source: RefSeq, a predicted model, not a curated record
UUCCAGGUGGCACCCAUUGAAACAAUGAAAGAAGAAAUUGCUGCCACAGUAGUUUUCAUCACCCGACUAGUAAAGAAAAAUGAGAAAUUCAGCAAGCAGAAAAUAGAGAAAUUUGGGGACAAACUGACCAAGAUAUUGUUUGAAAAAUACAAGAAUCACUGGUACUGGACAGAUCCACCCAAAGGACAAGCCUACAGGUGCAUCAGGGUGAACAGGAAUCAGCCUCGGGAUCCUGUCCUUUUUCAGGCCUGUAUAGAAAGCAAUAUUGAAUAUUCGUCUCUGGAGCUACCUCAAGAACUCACCAUCUGGGUGGAUCCAUAUGAAGUGUGGUGCAGGUGUGGAGAGAAAAACCAGCCGUUCAUUGUAACAAAACUGGAGGAAAAGAACCCAAAUGCGAAAAUCUCCCAGCACAUCAGCAAUGCUACGGAACGUGUUGCCUCUGAGGAUGUACAAGAGAAAUACUCAGAUGAGGAAGGCUACAAUGAGGAGCAGAAUGUACUCUAUACUGUGAGCAAUGCCUAUGGGGAAGCAGGUGGCUUCGGGGAAGCUGGAGAUAUGACCAUACCAGUUGUGAGCAACCCAAACAGUAUUUACCAGGUGCAAGACUUCAGUGAAGUAAGAUAUGCUGGUGAAGUACCCCAGGCCAUCCCCACUGUGAUUAAUCCAAACAGCAUCUACCAGUACAACUACUAUGCAUAUCCUGCAGCUGGCUGGCCCAGAUUUGCUCCCAGGAAAUCAUUUGUAGAAGACUAUAGUGGCUACUAUGCUCCCCAGAAAAUCUGUAAUGGCUACUAUGCUCCCCAGAAAAUCUAUAAUGGCUACUAUGCUCCCCAGAAAAUCUACAAAAUGUAUAGAGUUUCGAAUACGUUCACAUUUCCCUACGUUGAUCGUUAUCAUUGGGUGAAUACCAAGCGCUGAUCUCUCCUUAUUCUCUCCUCUCUCUGUCUGUCUGUCUUAUCGUAAAGUUAGCUUUCUGGCAUACAGAUGAUCUGAGUAGUUUAGUGCUCUGACGUACGAAGGGAGAUGGAUUUAAAAUGUUUCAUUAAUCUCAACUACAUAUUUACAUGAUUUCUUAACCUUGGA